AUGUUGCAGCCCUCCACCAGAACAGGUGACAGCCUGUCGGAAUCAUUACCUCAGCGGAGCAAGCGUCCACGAUGGGCUCUUUCCCUCGCCCUCUGCAUGGCUCUCCUCUGGCUUCCAGGGGCAGCAGGAUCUACCCUAAACUGCCACAAGACAUGCAUCUGUGCUUCAAACAUAGUGAGCUGCUCCAAGAUGAACCUGACCACCGUCCCGACAGGUCUACCGCUCUACACUGCUGUGCUGGAUCUCAGCUAUAAUGAGAUAGCGCGGCUGCGAUCCGAGUGGACCCCGGUCAAGCUCCUGAAGCUCCAUAACCUCCUCCUCAACCAUAAUGGUCUCCACUUCCUGUCUUCAGAGGCAUUCAUAUAUGUGAAGCACCUGCGCUACUUGGAUUUGUCCUCCAACAACUUGCGGCAGCUGGAUGAGUUCAUCUUUGAGCCUUUGGUCAACCUGGAGGUCCUGUUGCUUUACAAUAACCAAAUUUCCCAGAUUGACCGCUUGGCCUUUGUCGGCAUGAUUAACCUUCAGAAGCUCUACCUUAGCCAGAACCAGAUCUCCCGCUUCCCCUUGGAGCUGGUCAAGGAAAAGUCCCGCCUGGAGAAACUUAGCCUCCUGGAUGUGUCCUCAAACAAGAUCAAGAUGCUACCCAUUGAUGAGCUCCAGGUGCUGCCUGCCUGGAUUAAAAAUGGCCUCUACUUCCACAACAACCCCCUGCUGUGCCACUGUGAUCUCUACACACUCCUAGCCCACUGGUACAUUCGAAAGCUCAACUCCGCUAUGGACUUCAAAGAUGACUACACAUGCAUUCUUCCUGGUCCACCAAAAACCCAAGUAGGUGCUUUUGAUCUCAGUGGUGACAAUAUGAACUGCAGCACCUUCAAGGAGGCAGAUGAAGAGGCCUUUCUGGAGCAAACACUGAUCCUAGGCUGUGACACCAAACACAGGAACAUGUUAAAGACCUGGAUGAUGCCUGGUAAUGUGAUGGUGACACCCGGAAGCAACCAGACAGCCAAAGUGCUGCCAGAUGGAAGUCUGCAGAUUAGUCCAGUGAAGUCUGAGGACUCUGGGACCUACACUUGCUUUGCGAUGAGCGAGGUCUUCAAUGAGACCAUCUAUGUGGUGCUAAAGGUUCACAACUUCACCAUGCAUGGGGGCGGGGAGACCCUGAACACAGGGUACACCACCUUGGUGGGCUGUCUGGCCAGUGUGGUGCUAGUUCUCAUGUACCUUUACCUGACGCCGUGUCGCUGCUUCUGCUGCCCCAGUAAGGGUAAGGCUCGGGGUGAGGACAGCAUCCACUCAUCCAUGCUCAGUGUGACACCCACCCACGAGGACCCAGCGCUCAAGGCGGAGCUGAACAGGCACGUGGCGUUCAUAGACUCCAAGGACUUGCAGGGCCAGAAUGGCAAGCUGAACCCCACUGGGGAUGAGGAUGAUGAUGAUCUGGACGCAGAGGCUGGUUCUCUUAUGAAGGGGAAGAGGAAGAAGUCAGUAGCAGAGUCCAUCAGCUCCGUCUUCUCAGACACUCCCAUGGUGGUCUGA
Messenger RNA from Chelmon rostratus (copperband butterflyfish), 1539 nucleotides. RefSeq names its product adhesion molecule with Ig-like domain 1 (gene amigo1). The transcript has a single exon. Gene Ontology annotation, biological process: brain development. The coding region runs from base 1 to 1539 and encodes 512 amino acids. Gene Ontology annotation, molecular function: protein binding. Lineage: Eukaryota; Metazoa; Chordata; Actinopteri; Chaetodontiformes; Chaetodontidae. The record is from RefSeq and is a predicted model, not a curated record.